Messenger RNA from Larimichthys crocea (large yellow croaker), 1030 nucleotides. RefSeq lists its product as uncharacterized. The record is from RefSeq and is a predicted model, not a curated record. The transcript has 2 exons. The coding region runs from base 239 to 979 and encodes 246 amino acids. Gene Ontology annotation, molecular function: catalytic activity. NCBI's taxonomy places the organism in Eukaryota, Metazoa, Chordata, Actinopteri, Sciaenidae.
AGUGUGCGUGUAAGGCGCACACUAUAUAUUAUCCACCACGCUUAUUGAGUGUGCCUGAAAGAGCACACUUUAAAACCUCACAAGCUUAUUCUUAUUAGUGUGGCUGCCCUUUAUUUUUAUUAUUGGUGUGGGUGCCCAAAGUGUUAACAUGCUAAUGCUAACAUGCUAAUGCUAACAUGCUAAUGCUAACAUGCUAAUGCUAACAUGUUAAUGUUAUCAUGUUAAUGGUAAUGCUAACAUGCUAAUGUUAGCUGUCAACAAGGUGGACUUUAUCCCGGCUUAUGCCAGCAGUCUAUCCCUGGACCUACUGGCCCUCACCGAAACCUGGCUUAAAACCGAAAACACCGCCACUCGGGCAGCACUCUCCACGGCUCACUCCUUCUCUCAUACCCCCCUCUCCAAGCGAGGAGGAGAAACUGGGGUCCUGGUUAACAACAAAUGGAACUAUGCUCCCCUGCUCCUCAACACCAACUACUGCUCAUUUGAACACCAUGCAAUCAAAGUCAUAACUCCAGUCAAAUGCUCAGUGAUCGUCAUCUACCGUCCUCCUGGACCUCUGGGUGACUUCGUCAAUGAGUUAGACACGCUACUGUCCUCAAUCCCUGAACUUGAGUGCCCGCUGCUGGUCCUCGGUGAUUUCAACAUCCAUCUAGGCAAAGCUUACGCCACAUACUUUCUAUCCCUCAUCAACUCAUUUGACAUGCAACUAGUCAGAACUCCCCCAACUCACAAAAACGGCAAUCAACUGGAUCUCAUCCUUACCAAAAACUGCAAAACUGAUGACAUAAUGGUCACACCAUUACAUACCUCGGACCACUUCUUCAUCCACUUCACGCAAUCUCCGCAACUUGUCUGCCACCCACUUCGCCUCAGUCGUCGCUGCUGCCCUUCCCCCUCCCAACAGUCUCUCUCCGCUAGAUGUCGAUGCAGCCGCAGAAUCUCUUCAAAUCGCUGCUCUCUGAUCUGUCAACUUGGAUGAAAGACCACCGUCUCCAGCUUAAUCUGUCAAAAACCGAUCAAUCUGCCAUGA